UGAGAAGAAAGCGAAACGAGAGAAUACACAAUGCAUUAUGCGCAUAGUUAAUAAAUUAUUUUAUUUAUAUUUGCAGAAGAUGUUAGAGAUCGAAGCUUUACAUACCAUUGACACUGAAUAUUCCGCCGAUUCGAUAGAAUGGUGUUCACAUCCCUCGUAUAAUAAUUAUUUCGUAUGCGGUACAUAUCAAUUGGAGGGUAACAAUGCUCAAUCGACUUCUCCGCCAUGCCGCCGUAAAGGUCGCAUAUAUUUAUAUCAAUUUGAUAAAGAUGCCCUUGUCGUUAAUGAAUUGCAUCGCUUGGAAACUGCUGCCAUUUUAGAUAUGAAAUGGUUGCCAGAAUUGCAGAAUGCAUCAGUCCAUCAACCAAUUUUAGCAACGGCCAAUGCUUUAGGUCAAAUCGAAAUAUUUCAAAUAAUCGAAACGAAUUUGAAAAAGAUAUCAAGUCUCGAACUUAAUCCAACGUAUCAUAAUCUAUUGGCUUUAUCUAUAGAUUGGGACACAAGGAUGUCGUUACAAACAAAUGAUGAUACGAAAAAUUUGUUGGCGUCCGAUUCGCGAGGCGAUAUAAGUCUUAUACGGUUUACAUAUCGAGGUGAUCUACAAAAAAUUUGUACUUGGUCGGCACAUAAUUUCGAAGCUUGGAUUUGCGCCUUUGAUAAAUGGAAUGAAAAUCAUGUUUAUACCGGUGGUGAUGAUACCUUUUUACAUAUCUAUGACAUACGAACACAAAGUCGUGUCUUAUUAAAUAAAUCACAUAUGGCUGGGGUCACUUGUUUACUGAGCCAUCCAAAUACCGAGCAUUUACUGUUAACUGGUAGCUACGAUGAGCAUUUACGUGCAUUCGAUACGAGAGCUAUGAAACAGCCUUUAAGUGAGAUUAAUCUAAAAGGCGGUAUCUGGCGUCUGAAAUGCGAUCCAUUAAAACGUAAUUUAAUUUUAACCGCUUGCAUGUACCAUAAUUUUAGUAUAGCACAAGUGGCCGAACCACGCUCUCCCAUCGUUGUUGGCGAAUUUAAUGAACACAAUAGCAUUUGUUAUGGCGCCGACUGGUGUUUGAAUGCUCGUCCCGACGACAAGCAAUUAUUUAUGGCUACAUGUUCUUUCUACGAUCAUAAACUAUGUAUUGCCCGCGUAAAUGAAAAGCAAAAUUAA
Glossina fuscipes is the source of this 1153-nucleotide messenger RNA. RefSeq names its product diphthine methyltransferase. The coding region runs from base 38 to 1153 and encodes 371 amino acids. The transcript has a single exon. Lineage: Eukaryota; Metazoa; Arthropoda; Insecta; Diptera; Glossinidae. Gene Ontology annotation, molecular function: protein binding. The record is from RefSeq and is a predicted model, not a curated record.